Pogonomyrmex barbatus (red harvester ant) is the source of this 1581-nucleotide messenger RNA. RefSeq names its product Uridine-cytidine kinase (gene Uck). NCBI's taxonomy places the organism in Eukaryota, Metazoa, Arthropoda, Insecta, Hymenoptera, Formicidae. The record is from RefSeq and is a predicted model, not a curated record. Gene Ontology annotation, molecular function: kinase activity; ATP binding.
UCUGGACGUGGAGCCUAGGGUGACGCUUGUGCGGGUGUGCACACACGUGGCCGGCUACGCCGUUUCGUUCUAUUCAGUCCUAUUCCAUGAGCAGUCUGGGACAGUCGUAAAGAGGUGACAAAGAACAUUGUUCGUGUUCGUUGAAACUUAUGUUGGUCUGAAAUCGUUUGGGGGCACCAUACAUUUGUUUCCAUUGACUAGCUCCAACGAUCACGUGUUACGUUCAGAUCUACCGGUGAAAAUUCGUUUUGGACGAAGUACAAGCUUAACAUCUGCGUGCUCGACGAUGGCAGAUAUAACAGUGAACGUAGGCAUCACACGGAAGAUGUCUUUCGGCAUCAAUGGCAAGCUCAACGGUGUCGAGAGCAAGACGCCCUUCCUCAUAGGCGUCUCCGGUGGAACUGCGAGCGGAAAGUCUACAGUAUGUAAACGUAUAAUGGAAAAACUAGGGCAAGUUGAUAUGGAUCAUCAACAGCGUCGUGUGGUUUGCAUAUCGCAAGACAGUUUUUAUCGAGAUCUAACAUCUGCUGAGAAACUAAAAGCUGAAAAAGGACAGUACAAUUUUGAUCAUCCCGAUGCCUUUGAUGAUGAUCUAAUUUUACAAACACUACAGGAUAUACUUGCAGGUGUCAAGUGUGAAAUACCAGCUUAUGAUUACAGGACAAAUAGUUUAAUGAAAGAUCAGAUUACCACGAUAUACCCUGCUGAUGUUGUAUUGUUUGAAGGAAUACUGGUAUUCUAUUUUCCUAAAAUCCGAGAUUUAUUUCACAUGAAAUUGUUUGUGGAUACUGACUCUGAUACCAGACUUGCAAGAAGAGUGCCAAGAGAUAUAAAAGAACGUGGAAGAGAUUUGGAUUACGUUCUGAAUCAGUACAUGAACUUUGUAAAACCAGCUUUUGAGGAGUUUUGCUUACCAACAAAAAAGUUUGCGGAUGUCAUAAUACCACGGGGAGCAGAUAAUACAGUGGCGAUAGAUCUGAUAGUGCAGCACAUAAGAGACUUCUUAAGCAACCGAGGUAGGCAAAUGGCAGAACCUGAAAGUCCAAUAAGCAGGAUAGAAGGAUUAUUCAAGAGACCGCAUUAAUCUUUAAAACUUUUAAUACAUUUUAGAGUGAUUUAACCGAAUCAUCAUUUUAUCUCCUUUUAAUACUCGGAUACAUAUUUUUUUAAUUAAUUUUAAAGAAUCUUUUCUAAUCAAUGUUUUAACAAUAUUUCUUUUCAUUUGCACUUUAAUAGUAUUAUUUAAAUGAAAAAUUAUUAAAUAAUGGUAAAACUAAAAGUUUAUAUUUAGACAUUUACAUAGAAUACACAAGGAUGUGAUCAAAAUAUGUAGCAAAGCUGCAAGAAAAAACAUAGGCAGUAAAAUAGACAUGCCCAAUAAGGACUAAUUUCCCUUUCGUCUUUUAGUGUGAUCUAUAAUUCACUUUACUUUUGACACUAUACUUUUGAUCUCCUAUAUAUGCGAGUUGCAAAAGGCACUAAUAUCAAAUGGUAUAUAUCACUGUAUGUGAUACAGCCAAAACUAUCAUUAAUUUGUAGAAUUUAGAAAUUGUUAAAAUAUAGUGAUAUUUAUGAGGCUUG